Molecule: messenger RNA, 1002 nt
Organism: Panicum hallii
Lineage: Eukaryota; Viridiplantae; Streptophyta; Magnoliopsida; Poales; Poaceae
Exons: 2
Coding region: 78-440 (120 amino acids)
Source: RefSeq, a predicted model, not a curated record
CAAUCCUCCAAUCCCCCCCUCCGAUUUGUCUGAGCGAGCGCCGCCGCCGCCGCCGCCGCCGCCGGUUUGCUCCCGCCAUGGACCGCGACGGCCGCCCGGGAUGGCUGCCGUCGCUGGGCUUCGCCUUCCUCAGCUUCAACUGCGGGAUGGCCGUCUACCGCUCCUGGCCCGACACCUCAUCCGUCGCCUUCGUCGCCGUCGCCUACGUCGCCCUCAUCCUCCUCUUCCGAUGCCUCCACCUGCUCGAGCGCGGCCGCCACCAGGGCCAAGGGAUCAAGCUCGCCGUCUGGGGACUCUCCACGCUCCUCACGCUCAUGUUCUCAUCCAAGGUCGCCGCCAUCAUGCCGCCCUGGGCGCAGCUGCUCGUAUGGGCCAUGGGGAUCCUCACCAUCGCCGCCGGGUUCUACGCCUUCUUCCUCGUACGACCGGAGGCGCCCUGACCACCAUCCAUCACACUCACAUGGAUACUUUAUGAGCGAGGUUGAGCUUCCGGUUAGGUUGCCUAUGCCUUUGCAGCAUCUGAGAAGGGAAGAGCCCUGAAAGAUAGUAGGUUACAUGAACGUACUGGCAGUAUCUUUGAAUAAAUGGAACUCUGAUGUUUGAGAACAUUAGUUUGUUAUAUUGCCCCGGAAAGUUGUGAUAUGGAGGGGCUAGCUGUAUUUGUGUGGAAAGGUUUGCCUCUUCUGUGGGUUCGAUCUUAUGUCAGCAGAUCUAGCCGCUUAACCAAACCGGAGAGAUGUGCAUGCUUGUGUCUGCUUGAACCAAGUGCUACCUGUGUGUAUGUACAAUGUUUGCAACAGCCACCUCGCACCAAGCACAAGGCCACAACUGACAACUGAGGUUAGAGAGAGGACUUGAUGUUGGGCAUUGGACGAUUGAGAGCUGCUGAAUGCAUGUAAAAAGGAAGGCACCUUAAUUUAUGAAAAAUAGCUCCAAGUAAGUGUUACUUGAGUUAUUUGUAUUUGGAUGAUAGAUGCAUGUAAACAAUUUGCCUUCUAGCUA